This is a messenger RNA of Ailuropoda melanoleuca (giant panda), 5110 nucleotides long. It is a transcript of the gene SYNE3, whose product is annotated as spectrin repeat containing nuclear envelope family member 3. The transcript is spliced from 18 exons. Gene Ontology annotation, biological process: nuclear migration. The record is from RefSeq and is a predicted model, not a curated record. Lineage: Eukaryota; Metazoa; Chordata; Mammalia; Carnivora; Ursidae. Gene Ontology annotation, cellular component: cytoplasm; nuclear outer membrane; meiotic nuclear membrane microtubule tethering complex. Gene Ontology annotation, molecular function: actin filament binding. The coding region runs from base 150 to 3086 and encodes 978 amino acids.
UGGGCGGGGCUGGGGGGGGGCGAGUGUCCGGCCCCGCCCCGGCCCCGCCCCGCUCCGGAGCCGCCUGGACGCAGGGAGGAGGGCGGCUGGGCCGGAGCUGCCCGCGGCGCUGCGCUCCUGCACGCUCCGGGCCGGCCCCUGCAGGUGCCAUGACUCAGCCGCUCCAGGACGGCUUCGACAGGAGCGUGGAGGACGCCCGGGAGUGGAUGAAGGCCGUGCAGGAGCGACUGCAGGUCAACGACAACACCCAGGGGCCCCGGGCGGCCCUGGAGGCCAGGCUGCGGGAGACUGAGAAACUAUGCCAGCUGGAGCCGGAGGGGCGCGUGAAGGUGGAUCUGGUUUUGCGGGCGGCUGAAGCCCUCCUGGCGUGUUGCCAUGAGGCCCAGAAGCCGGAGAUCCUGGCCCAGCUGAAGGACAUCAAAGCGCAGUGGGAGGAGACAGUCACCUACAUGACUCACUGUCACAGCCGCAUCGAGUGGGUGUGGCUGCACUGGAACGAGUACCUGCUGGCCCGAGAUGAGUUCUACCACUGGUUCCAGAAGAUGACGGUGGUGCUGGAGGCGCCCGUGGAGCUGCAGGUGGGCCUGAAGGAGAAGCAGUGGCAGCUGAGCCACGCCCAGGUGCUACUGCACAACGUGGACAACCAGGCGGUGCUCCUGGACCGGCUGCUGGAGGAGGCGGCCUCCCUGUUCAACAGGAUCGGGGACCCCAGCGUGGACGAAGAUGCCCAGAAGAGGAUGAGGGCCGAGUACGGUGCGGUGAAGGCCAAAGCCCAGGACAGAGUGAAUCUGCUGGAGCAGAUGACCCGCGAGCAUGAGCGUUUCCAGGCGGGUGUGGACGAGUUCCAGCUGUGGCUGAAGGCGGUGGUGGAGAAGGUGAGCGGCUGCCUGGGACGGAGCUGCAAACUGUCUGCCCAGCACCGUCUCCGCACGUUGCAGGACAUCGCUGAUGAUUUUCCCCGGGGUGAGAAGUCCUUGAGGAGGCUGGAGGAACAGGCUGUGGGCAUCAUCGAGAACACCUCUCCCCUGGGUGCGGAGAGGAUCACCGAGGAGCUGGAAGACAUGCGCAGAGUUCUGGAGAAGCUUCGCGUCCUCUGGGAAGAGGAAAAGGAGCGGCUACAGGGCCUGCUCACGUCCAUGGGAGCCUGUGAGCAGCAGCGGCAGCAGCUGGAGGCCGAGCUGGGAGAGUUCAGGAAGGACCUCCAGAGGCUGGCCGAGGAGGGCCUGGAGCCCGCAGCGAAGGCGGAGACCGAGGACGAGCUGGUGGCCCGCUGGAGACUCUACUCGGCAAUGCGGACAGCCCUGGCCGCCGAAGAGCCCCGGGUGGCCCGGCUGCAGGCCCAGCUGAAGGAGCUCAUCGCCUUCCCCCAUGACCUGCAGCCGCUCUCCAACAGCGUGGUCGCUGCCCUCCAGGAGUUCCAGAGCAUGAAAGGGAAGAGCGCCAGGCUUCGCAAUGCCACAGGGCUGGAGCUGUGGCAGCGUUUCCAGCGGCCUCUGCAGGACCUGCAGCUGUGGAGGGCCCUGGCCCAGAGGCUCCUGGAUGUCACCACCAGCCUGCCAGACCUGCCCUCCAUUCACACCUUCCUGCCCCAGAUCGAGGCGGCCCUGGCGGAAAGUUCCCGCUUGAAGGAGCAGCUGACGGUGCCGCAGCUGAAGAAGGACUUGCUGAGGAGCGUGUUCGGCCAGGACAGAGCGACGGCCCUCCUGGAGCAGGUGGCGAGCUCCGUGCGGGACCGGGACCUGGUGCACAACAGCCUCCUGCAGAGGAAGAGCAAGCUGCAGAGCUUGCUGGCCCAGCACAAAGAUUUUGGGGCAGCUUUUAAGCCCCUGCAGAAGAAGCUCUCGGACCUCCAAGGCAGGGUCCACGCUGAGAAUGGGUUUCAGCAGGACCUUCCUGGGAAACAGGCCCAGCUCUCGAGGCUGCAGGGGCUGCAGGAAGAAGGGCUGGACCUAGGGGCACAGAUGGAGACCAUGAGGCCUCUCGCCCAAGGGAACCCCAGCCACCAGCACAAAAUGGACCAGCUUUCCACGGACUACCAGGCCCUGCAGAGGUCUCUGGAGGACCUCACGGACAGGUGUCAGCAGAGCGUGCGGGAACAUUGCACCUUCCGCCACGAGCUGCUGGAGCUGAGGCAGUGGGUCGCCACGGUCACUCAGAAGCUGGAGUCACUCCAGGAGGAUGCAGGCCCGUGGGACGCCCAGUCCCGAGAGGUCGAAGUCGAGAAGCUGCUGGCUGAAUUCCCGGAGAAGGAGGCCCAGCUGCCCCUGGUCGAAGCGCACGGCCGGCUGGUAAUGCAGAAGUCUUCUCCGGAGGGGGCUGCCGUGGUCCAGCAGGAGCUGGAGGAGCUGGUGGCGUCGUGGCAGGCCCUGAGGCGGCUGGAGGAAAGCCUGUUGAGCCUCAUCGGAAACCGGCAGCUGCAGAGGACGGAAGUGGAUUCAGGGAAGAAAAUGAUUUUCACCAACAACAUCCCAAAGGCCGGGUUUCUCAUCGAUCCCAUGGAUCCGGUUUCCAGGCGUCCCCGUCAGGCACAUCGGCUCCAGGAAGAAGGCAGCCACGAAGGCUUCUCCCAGCUCCUGAGGGACUUUGAGCAGUGGUUGGAGGUGGAAAAUGCCAAGCUGGUUAGAGUCAUCGCGAUGAGAACAGCCACCGCCAAGGAUCUGAAGACCAGGGAAAUGAAGCUGCAGGAGCUGGAGGCUCGGGUGCCAGAAGGUCAGCAUCUCUUCGAGAACCUCCUCCAUCUCAGGCUGGCAAGGGGGACCUCCAGCGAGCUGGAGGACGUGCGUUACCAGUGGAUGCUGUACAAAUCCAAGCUCAAGGACUCUGGCUACCUGCUGACACAGAGUUCUCCAGGGGAGCCAACUGGAUUCCAAAAGAUGGCGCGGUGGCCGGGGCGGUGGCGAGGACUCUGCUCACUCUUCCAGAAGGCGUGCCGCGUGGCGCUCCCGCUGCAGCUGCUGCUCCUGCUUUUACUGCUGCUGCUCUUCCUGCUCCCGGUCGGGGAGGAGCACCGCGGCUGCGCCGCGGCCAACACCUUCGCCCGCUCCUUCAGGCUCAUGCUCCGCUACAGCGGCCCGCCGCCCACCUAACCCGCCGGGGACGCGGGAGCCGCCGCGGAGGCUGCGGAGGGAGGCGCGGCUGCCUCGGUAUACAUACCACAUACCGUAUUAACUAACGGUCCCCAAAGAAACCCACUUUUUAUACGGUGUUGUCCUCGUCUAUUUAUACGAGAGGGGAACUAUGUAUGACUAGGGAAUGAUGGACAGAGUUUUUAUACCCUAUGUAGAUGCUCGGUCUGUUCCGUUUCAUCUGUGAUGUCUCUUUGUGGGGGAGGAGGACUUCCUAGCAGUUUGCGUGUCCAGUGGGAUUGGGUGGCAUUUUUGCCUUGGUCUGUAAUCCACCCCCCGCCCCGCCCCCGCUGGAAAGCGGGAGCAAAUAACAUGUCACUUAUGGCCACCACUUGCCCAGAAGCCAAGCCCCAAGCCCACAUAUCCGUGAGAAGGCCCCUGAGCAAAGCAACCCAGGCCAUCACUCGGCGCCCAGGUACUCCAGCUUUAGGCACAGUGAGGACAAAGGACAGCCGGUUAGAUGCCGUGGGUUGGAAGCAGAGAUGAUGAUUAUCGAAGGCGGGCCUGGUGACAGCAGUGACAAGUGACAAGUGAUGGAGUGAUAUCAAGUAAGGAAAAGAAGAGCUCGAACGAGCAGACCCAGCAGUAAAACAGCACACAAUGGGGGCUCCGUGGGAGGGGGGGGAGCACUACUCACCCCCCAGCCUCAGCACAGAGCCAUGGUGGAGGUCGCUGGCCAGAGGCCGAUCCGCAAGCACGCUGAGCUGGGGCUCCACGUGUUCUGUGCCAGGAGAAGGGAAGGAGAGAACCUUCGUCGCUGUGGUCUUCAUGCAGAAUGACGAAUGCACAGUGUGCAGCACCGCCGGGAAGAGGUGUCACUUCUGCUGCCCUCUGGCUGUUGUGUCACGGAUCUACAACUGGAGCCGAAGGGCCAGCAGGGGAGCCAUCAGCACUCCAGGCACCAGGGAUCGAGGGCCCAGGACAGAGAUCAGAGAAGGACCUUGGAGCUGAGUCUGUCUGCGGGGCUCUGCUGCUUCCUUCCCCGACAAGGGACUUGAGAGAGAGGCGGGUCUUCUGGGCCCAGAGUGUCCCACACGUGUCCUCACAAGGGGCCAUGGCCCAGGCCGCCCCAAACCCCAAACGAGGCUCCCUCUGGGCAGGACUAGGCUGUUAAUCUCCCUGCACCCCCUGGGGAGGAGCCAGGGAACACUCUGCUGGGCCCUGAAGCCAGAAACAUGUCCCUUCCUCCCCAGAGAAUUCUGGAUGGCUCCUAAGUGCAUUAUAACUGGAUCAUGUUUUUCCUAAAUCAACACUAAGUGUCCUUCUGGAAAACGCCUAGUGCCCAUUUUUUGCAAACUGAUUUUGUCUGUUCUCCUCUAGUAGGAGACCAAGAGGGGUCCUGCAGGCCUUCAGGAUUGCAACUGACCACGACCCCAAGCCCCGCCCCACAGCCCUCCUACACACACGGCCCCUCCCCUCUCCAGCGGCCCCGGCGGAACCCAGGCCUCCCUGAACAUUCACAGGCAGGAAAACGGCACUGCUCAGAAGAGGUCUUGGUUUGCACUCGAAAAGCACACUGUUCUCCAGGUAUCAGGAAACCGGGCCCCAAGACCAUUCGCCGCGGACCACUGCCGUGGAAAAUCAGGGCUGAGCGAGCCAAGGCCUUGGGUGCAGGUGGCCGAGCCCGGGUGCUCACUGGGUGGUGUGGGUCCGGCACUGGAAGGUCAGACUGUGGAGGCCGUGCCUUUGAGCAGCCUCCAUUCCCACUCUCCCAUGUCGCAGGCGGGGAGGCUGAGGCCCGGAGGAGCAGCGAGGGCGGCUGUGUCCCCUGUGGCCCACAUCGGGGAGGGGGACCUGCAGUGUGCAGGCUGGCCAGGGGGAGGAUGGGGGGGGAACGUCUGCAUAUUUUGUAAACUUUGAUAAGGAGGCCAUAGAGCCUGCUUGUUGGCAUCACUUUUUUUUAAAAGAGAAUUGAUAUUUUCAUUACUUUCCUAUAAAUACAGUUGUGAAAUAACAGCUCCCUUGCUGGGGCUUCUCAAGUGUAA